GCUCAGGGUGGCUAAUCGGGGCCCGGAGGUUAGCGGGGCGGCGACGGCAUGGCCGGGGGCUGGUGGGCAAAGGCGCAGGGUGGGGGGAUGCUGCUGGCUCUCCUCGGAUGGAUCAGCUCCUGCGUCACCACCUUCGUGCCACUCUGGAAGAACCUCAACCUGGACCUGAACGAGCUGGAGGUCUGGAACAUGGGGCUCUGGCAGGUCUGCAUCACCCAGGAGGAGGGGGUGGUUGAAUGCCAAGCCCACGGCUCCUUCCUGGCGCUGCCCCCCGAGCUGCGCAUCUCUCGCCUCCUGAUGUGCCUCUCCAACGGGCUGGGGCUGCUGGGCUGUCUCCUGGCUGCCCUAGGGCUGGAGGGCUGGAGAACCUGCGAGGACAAACCUGGGCGAAAGCAGCAGCUCCUGCUUGGCGGGGGUGCGGCGCUUGGCAUGGCAGGGAUCACCACGCUGGUGCCAGUCUCCUGGGUCGCCUACAACACCGUCCUCGACUUCUGGGAUGAGACUGUCCCCGACAUCGUGCCCAGGUGGGAGUUUGGGGAGGCCACCUUCCUGGGGUGGUUUGCUGGAGCCUUCCUGGCCACUGGCGGACUGCUCCUUGCCUGCAGCUCCCGCGCCACGAGCACCGCAAUGCCGCUGGCCCCCGCCUGCCGCCAGCACCCCGCUGCGCCAGGGCUGCCCGGGGGCCACCACCUGCACCCCAAAAAUGCAGACUUGGUCAUCUAGGGACUCAGGGUGCUGUGCCCUGUGCACCUCGUGGCUCUUCCCCUGGCAGGGAGGGCUCCUGCUUGUUUCACAGGAUGAUUUGCUAAUUUCUACGAUAGCUCUGCAGGUUUCUCUCCUUCCUCUGCGUGUCUGCUUCACCUUUUCUCUGUUAAGGAGCAGCAGAUUUCCCUGCAGCACUCACCAAGCAAGCGUGGGAAGGCAACAAGCAGCGGGCAGCACUGUACUGCUGGUGACAGCGUGGUACCAUCACUGAUGGGUGACAUUGUGUUGGCAUCCCUGGCGAGGCUCCCAUAGCCAAGUGUGUCAUAGCUAAUGCUGCGCUCCAGCACAGCAGCUCUUUCCUUGCACGUCUGUAUUGCUCUGAAAUAUUUGCAAUAAAUUAUCAUGCCCA
Molecule: messenger RNA, 1114 nt
Organism: Haemorhous mexicanus (house finch)
Lineage: Eukaryota; Metazoa; Chordata; Aves; Passeriformes; Fringillidae
Gene: CLDN25
Product: claudin 25
Exons: 1
Coding region: 49-723 (224 amino acids)
Biological process (GO): bicellular tight junction assembly; cell adhesion
Cellular component (GO): bicellular tight junction; plasma membrane
Molecular function (GO): structural molecule activity
Source: RefSeq, a predicted model, not a curated record